AUGGCGUCCUCUCAGCCGGAUGUCGACCAGGAUCUGGUCCGACGCCGGACGAUCUUCUCUGACUACAACCGCUUCUUGCACACCUCGACCCUCGCAGCAUGUGUUCUGGCCCCUGUGCUGAUCGCUCUUCCACCGCGAAAACUAGACCUCUACACGUUCUUUUUGUCAGGCGCACUCAUCGCGUCGGCGGACUACCAAGCUAGAGAGCGGGCAGGAUUGGGAAUCAUGGGCUACGCUUCACGGCGCUUCAUGUCAAGAGAACAGUCGAGAUUACCGGGUCAGGAAGGUGCGAAUCCGGUGCAGGAAUCGGGCAGACUACUCGAAGAGUCAUCCCCGAGACUCGUGCAGGGCUCAACUUUGCAGCACCAAGCUCAGGAGGACUGGAAGCAACAGCGACUAAAGGAGGAGCAGGAGAAGCUUGAUCAGGGCGAAGGCUAUUGGUCCAUGAUAGUCGACCAGGUCUGGCAUGUGUGGAACCAGGAAGAGAAGAAAGUUGAGCAGCUUAAGGAGAAAGAUGAGGAGGUUGUGCAGGCGAGAAAGGAGAAGGGUUGA
Molecule: messenger RNA, 552 nt
Organism: Cladophialophora yegresii CBS 114405
Lineage: Eukaryota; Fungi; Ascomycota; Eurotiomycetes; Chaetothyriales; Herpotrichiellaceae
Exons: 1
Coding region: 1-552 (183 amino acids)
Source: RefSeq, a predicted model, not a curated record